Molecule: messenger RNA, 2437 nt
Organism: Pseudophryne corroboree (corroboree frog)
Lineage: Eukaryota; Metazoa; Chordata; Amphibia; Anura; Myobatrachidae
Gene: NOL12
Product: nucleolar protein 12
Exons: 7
Coding region: 188-814 (208 amino acids)
Cellular component (GO): nucleolus
Molecular function (GO): rRNA binding
Source: RefSeq, a predicted model, not a curated record
AGCGGGCCGGUUAAGUGUCUAUCACAGACUCGGCGCUAUGACGUGACGUCAUCACAGCGAGACAAGGAACUGAAAACUAGGUGUUGGCGCACGUGUGACUGUGUGUUGCGUUCCGUCUAGCGAUCGGACAUACAUAAACUCUUUCAGGAAGUGCAGACGGAGGUAGUUUUUCUCAGCCUCUGGGAAAAUGGGGAAAAGGAAACAGAAGAAAGUACACGCUAUACGGAGAGAGCUGGUAUUUGAUGAGGAAAAGAGAACGGAAUACUUGACUGGUUUUCAUAAGCGCAAAUUACAGAGGAGAAAAGCUGCCGUGGAGGAGAUCAAACGCAGGAUUAAGAUAGAGCAGAAAAAGAUGAGAGAAGAGAGACAUAAAGAAUACAUGAAGAUGCUGAAAGAGAGAGAAGAAGCUUUAGAGGAAGCGGAUGAAGUGGAGAUGUUGGUGACCUCUAAAACAGAGUCUCUGCUGUAUGACCAUCCCAAUCACACUGUAACUGUGACAACCAUCAGUGACUUGGACCUGUCUGGUGUGGGUCUCCUACCCCCUGGCAGCAGACAGGAAGAAGAUGGAGAGAUGAAGGAAGGGGCACAGCCUACAUCCACAGUUUCUCUACCAAAACAAGCUGGGAAUCCAUUGCUAUCAAAGAGGAUUUGUAGUCUCACAAAGUCUCUCCAUGUUCGAAGUCAGCGUAAAUCGAACAAGCGCCCAUCACGGAAUCAGGAGGGUGCAAAGCAAAUGGGAAUGAAGACGUCUGGGCGCACAAGCAAAGCCCAGCGCAGGAGACAAACUGGCAAAACUGGGAGGAACAGAAACUAGAUAUUAUUAGACUUGUGUCCCACAUUUAUAGACUUUACACUAACAAUGUGCCAACACCAAACCACGUCUCCAUGGAUUAUUACUAUUCAAUGAGUAAGCAUGCUGCGUUCAUUUAGAACCAUUCAACAAUGGUUCACAAAUCUGUGGGGAAUUCAGAAAUGAUAUUUGUUAAAUUAUAUUUUACAACAGAGCGAACAUGAGAACAUGAUAACGUUUGUUUUUACAGAUCAUUUGGUUUCCUGCUCUUUGUUGCUCUUGAUGUUUGAGUCCUAUCACAGUCUAUCAUGAGCAUCACUUUGUUUCAGGUCAUUUAGCAUCUACUGUAAAUGAAAAUGGAUUACAAAUCCAGUGGGGAUUCCCUGUUCUUUUCAUAGAGCUGCUCUGUAACAAAUGAGGAAUAAGGGGGUGUGACCGCUUGUUUAAAAAGCUUCAGGUACUGUGUACGAUAUGUGUAUGACAAGACAAGUGGUUCCAGUAUCAUGAUGCAGGUAACGGAAGAGCGGGGGAGUGAGGGGGGCUGUGUUCAUAGUAACCAUGUAAGCACUGGAAAUGUGCGUUACCUGCAUGAGAUAAGAGUGUAUGAUGUUUUUGUGUAGAAGUAAAGGAAAGUAUCCUAUAUGCAAGUUUGGGGUAGACUGGAUCUGACACAUGCAUUCAGUACAUUUAAUUUUCUAAUAUGCAUAGAUAAUUUGUUUAUUUUUUAAGUUCUCACAAAGGUCAUUUUACUGGGACAGAGCCAUGAGUGACGUGUUUAAUUUCAUCUGUUGCUAUUGUAUGUAAGAGAGGUUACUAAUUAUCCAUUUCACAAGUAUGUACAGAAAAGCAUUUCUAUAGGUGUGUGCUCACUGACCAUGUCACAUGACUCGUGGGUAGGGCAGACCUGUGAGAAUUUAAACACUUUUACUGUAUUUAUAAACAUUUAUUUUAAAACGGGCUACUUUAUUAUUUUAUUAUCGCCUGGUGAUUGAAGAUGCGAUGUUUCAUAUGCAGACAUACACUUUAUAUCCUGCAUUUAUGCAUUAUUUAGUAGUAGAACAAGUAGAGAUGUUGUUUUUGUAGUACUAAUGUGGGUAUGAGCACUUUGAGGAUAUCUGGUUUAGGACUGAACUGUGAUCAUAAAGAAUGUAUAUGUGUAUUCACUCUUUAUAACAGUGUCUGUGCUAACCAUAGAUUUGUUCUGCAAUGUGAUACUUGUUUCAUCAUGUGUAACGCUGUCGCUAGCAUUCAUUUGAAGACUGGUGAAGAACAUUUUGUGUCACUGUCGGAGAUUGUAAUACUGGAAUGCACAGUGGGAAUGUGUAGCCUGCUCACCUAUUCACCAUUGAGACUAAGGCGGACAUGAACUAAGCAGUGAUAAAAGUGGAGAAGUGAGCCAGUGGAGAAGUUGCCCACUGCAACCAAUCAGCUGCUCUGCAUACUUUUAAAGUAUGCAAAUUAUAAAUGUUACGUCAAUGCUGAUUGGUUGCUAUGGGCAUCUUCUCCACUGGCUCAUUUCUCCACUGUUAUCACCGCUUAUUACAUGUCCCUCUAAGGGAGGGGCAAAAUAAAAUUCUUAUCAUGUGGAGUAAAAUUGUCUGAAUAUAUUAGAGGAGAGAAAUAAAAUUAAUUGUGCUCUGAGUGCAA